Perkinsus marinus ATCC 50983 is the source of this 736-nucleotide messenger RNA. Its product is annotated as Cathepsin B precursor, putative. The transcript has 6 exons. The record is from RefSeq and is a predicted model, not a curated record. Lineage: Eukaryota; Perkinsozoa; Perkinsida; Perkinsidae. Gene Ontology annotation, molecular function: cysteine-type endopeptidase activity. The annotation marks the transcript as partial. Gene Ontology annotation, cellular component: lysosome.
GGAUCAGUCGGCUUGUGGAAGCUGCUGGGCGUUCGGGACAGUUGAGGCAUUCAAUGCCCGAGUCUGCAUCAAAUCGGGCGGGAAGCUCAACCAACUCCUAUCCGCCGCGAAUAUGCUCGCUUGCUGCAAUAUCGGGCACUUUUGCUUAUCUUUCGGUUGUAGUGGCGGCAAUCCUAUCACAUCGUGGACUUUUCUUCACACAAAUGGUAUCGUCUCAGGUGGAGGAUUCGUUCCCGAGAAAAAUAUGAAAGCAGCCGAUGGCUGUUGGCCGUACAGCUUCCCAAAAUGUGCUCAUCACCAAGAUGGAUCCGACUACAAACCUUGUGCGAAAGAAAUAUACGACACACCUUCGUGCUCAAGCAGCUGCCCCAAUGCUAAGUAUGGGACUGCUUUCGACAAGGAUCGUCACUACACUGAAAGUCUUUUCCCGAGUCGGUUCGGGAGCACAAGCAGCAUCAAGAAGGAGAUCAUGACGAAUGGGCCAACUUCAGCUGCAUUCUCUGUGUAUGAAGACUUCUUGUCCUACAAGUCAGGCGUCUACAAGCAUACAAGUGGCGGAUUCCUUGGGGGCCAUGCUGUUGAGAUCAUCGGCUGGGGUACCGAGAAGGGCGUUGAUUACUGGCUGGUUAUGAACUCCUGGAAUGAAGAGUGGGGUGACCAUGGCACCUUCAAGAUAGUCCAAGGGGACUGUGGUAUAGACGAUACGAUCCUUGCGGGGACUCCAGCCAUGAAUUAA